GCCCGUUAAGCCAAUCGAUCCGUCCCGCGCCAGCGAUAUUAAUCCUUCGAAGCUAGCGACCCCUCUUCGCUUUCUGGGCAAAAGCCCGGGGGAACAUUAUCUCGAGCCGAGACGUUUAUAUGAACCCGUGUGUCUGGUGGAGAAUGGAUAUUGCUCUGCGUGGUAAUUGGUGCUGCAGUCUGCGGAACAGACAAGACAGCAGACCAUGCGCUGCCACAGGCUCUUGUCGGGCGUGCUCGCUCUACUUCCUCUCUCAGUUGCUCAAAGCUGUUGGCGCAACACCACUUGCUCUGGUCCGACCGACAGCGCUUUCUCCGGGCCGUGGGAGAAGAAUAUUUUCGCACCAUCGUCGAGAACUCUGAACCCAGAGAAGCUCUUCCUCAUUACGCAACCGGAUAAGACGGAAGACUAUACCCCAUUUGCACUUCAUGGAAAUGGGUCAUUGGUGGUCUAUGACUUUGGAAAAGAGGUUGGCGGCAUUGUUUCUGUAAACUUCAGCUCCACAGGCAGUGGUACACUAGGAGUGGCCUUCACCGAAGCGAAGAACUAUAUUGGAGAGUGGUCGGACUCGUCAAAUGGAGGCUUCAAAGGCCCUGAUGGUGCCCUCUAUGGUAAUUUCACCGAAGCCGGAAGCCACUACUAUGUGAUGCCGGAUAAGAGCUUGCGGGGUGGAUUUCGCUAUCUGACUCUUUUCCUGAUCACCAGCGACAACUCCACCAUUCACAUCGAAGAUGUGAGCUUGGAGAUCGGCUUUCAGCCUACGUGGUCCAAUUUGAAGGCCUACCAAGGGUACUUCCACUCCAAUGACGACUUGCUCAACAAGAUCUGGUACACUGGUGCCUACACUCUGCAGACGAACGAGGUGCCGACCGACACGGGGCGUCAGAUCCCAGCGAUGGCUGAAGGCUGGGCGAACAAUUGCACCCUUGGACCUGGUAAUACGAUCAUUGUCGACGGAGCGAAGCGUGACCGUGCGGUAUGGCCGGGUGACAUGGGGAUCGCUGUUCCUUCGGCGUUUGUGAGUUUGGGCGACUUGGACAGUGUCAAGAAUGCGCUGCAGGUUAUGUACGACACUCAGAACAACUCGACAGGUGCAUUCGACGAGUCUGGCCCGCCGCUGAGCCAAAAAGACUCGGACACGUACCACAUGUGGACGAUGGUCGGGACCUACAACUACAUGCUCUAUACCAACGACAGCGAUUUCCUCGAGCAAAACUGGGAGGGUUAUCAGAAGGCGAUGGAUUAUAUCUACGGCAAGGUGACUUAUCCCAGCGGCUUGCUGAACGUCACGGGCACGCGCGACUGGGCCAGAUGGCAGCAGGGAUACAACAACUCCGAGGCGCAGAUGAUUCCCAGCUUGUAUCACACCCUCAACACAGGCGCAGAGCUCGCCACUUGGGCCGGAAAUUCAGGCGACCUGUCCAGCACCUGGACUAGCCGAGCCGAGAAGCUGCGUCAAGCCAUCAACGAAUACUGCUGGGACGAAUCGUACGGCGCAUUCAAAGACAACGCCACCGACACCACCCUGCACCCUCAGGACGCAAACAGCAUGGCCCUGCUCUUCGGGGUCGUGGAUGCGGACCGGGCCGCCAGCAUUUCUGAAAGACUAACAGACAACUGGACCCCGAUUGGAGCCGUGGCGCCCGAACUGCCAGAGAACAUCUCUCCAUUCAUCUCCUCGUUCGAGAUCCAGGGCCAUCUGACCGUGGGACAGCCACAACGAGCACUGGAGCUAAUCCGCCGCAGCUGGGGAUGGUACUACAACAACGCGAACGGCACACAGAGCACGGUCAUCGAAGGCUAUCUACAGAACGGCACGUUCGGGUACCGCGGUAACCGCGGGUACUACUAUGACACCGCAUAUGUGUCACACUCGCACGGCUGGUCGUCAGGACCGACGUCGGCGCUGACGAACUACAUCGUGGGGAUCACUGUCACAUCUCCACUGGGGGCGACGUGGCGCAUUGCCCCGCAGUUUGUCGAUCUGCAGUCCGCCGAGGGUGGGUUCACGACCUCGCUUGGAAAGUUCCAGGCUGGAUGGUCAAAGACAGACAAGGGAUACACGCUCGACUUUUCAGUUCCGCACGGGACCCAGGGAAAUCUUACGCUGCCGUUCGUCGGCACGGCGAAGCCAUCUAUCAAAAUCGACGGGACGGAGAUUACCCGGGGGGUAGAGUAUGCCAACGCGACGGCGACAGUGACGGUCAGCGGAGGCGGAACCAUAGUAACCUUCAAUCCACUUCAAUGCCCACCAAAUGCUAUACUACCUCACCCGUCCAAUCAGGGCACCUCUAAUCACGUGUCAAUAAUCAUCCGAUCCGCUCACUUCCACCGCAUCCCCAUACUCCAGACAACAUCCAUCUCCAACCCAACCAAGUCAACCAACACAACAUACACAAACAAGAUGCCACCGAUACCCCCUUCCCUUCGCGCCGCCCGCGCUCAAUGGCGCACCUGUGCCCAAAACCUCCACGCCUCCACCAACCCCAAAACUCGCCUCUACAGCACAACCCGCACCCUCCGCUCCACCACCAGCACCACAGCCAGCAACCCCCUCCGCAGCGCCGCCCGCGCGCCCCGCAGCCGCGAACAAGACCUCGCACGGAGCAAACGCUCAAUGUACAUCUCAGCGACAGGGAUGAUCGUAUGCGCCAUCGGAAUGUACGGGGUGAUUAAAGCGGACGUAUUCGGUCUGGAACAAACCACCACCACCACCACUACCACCGACGGAGUCGAAGUCGAGAACACCACCACCACAAGCGGCAGCACCAAACUCGACGGCCCCAGCACGGGCUUUCCCACAAAGCCCACGCUAACGCACAUCCAAUCCUCCAGCGGAAACCCCGACCAAGUGGAGACAGGAACGAGCUCGAUCCCGCAUUUCCCGGCGGUGAUUCAUCUGCCGAAGUGGUUGGAGAGUGAGGAUAAUACUCCUGCGUCUGCGACGGAUUUGCCUGUACAGAGUAAUGGAAAGGAGAGUGAUGGGGAGGAAUACCAUCUCCUAGGACUGGGUAUUCGGACGGUCUCGUUCCUGAAUUUCCAGGUGUACGUUGUGGGAUUGUAUGUUGCGAAGGAGGACUUGGCGGAGCUGCAAUCACGACUGGUGCGCACGGCGGUGCAUCCUCCGGGAGAGGGGACGGAGUCGGUGAUUGAUAAUGAGGUGGGGGCUACGGCUGCGACGUCGUUGGUGUCGAUGGAGAGGGAGAAGUUGAGGGAGUUGUUGUUGGAUGCGGAGAAGGGGGAGCAGGCGUGGGAUAUGCUGUUGAAGAAGGAUGGGUUGAGGACGGCGUUUCGGGUCGUGCCGACGCGGAAUACGGAUUUCUUGCAUUUGAGGGAUGGGUGGGUGAGGGGGAUUACGGGUAGGGCACAGAGGUAUAAUAAGGUUGAGGGUGGUGGUAAGGGGGAGUUUGAGGGCGAGGAGUUUGGUCAGGCUAUGGGGGAGUUUAAGGGCCUUUUUGGGGGUGGGCAGAGGAAGAGUGUGCCUAAGGGACAGGUGUUGGUGUUGGCGAGGGGCAAGAAGGGCCAGUUGGAUGUGUUGGUUCAGGGUGGUGGUGAUGGGAAGGAUACGCUGCCGGAUAGGUAUUUGGGUAGGGUCAAGGAUGAGAGGGUUAGUCGGUUGGUGUGGUUGAAUUAUUUGGCGGGGAAGAAUGUCUCGAGUGAGGGGGCGAGACGCAGUGUGGUGGAUGGGAUUAUGGGCGUCGUAGAGAGGCCGGUUGGGACUGUAUAAUCCGUCACUCUCCCCUCUUCCCCUGUCCAAGUCUACUCCUUUCCUGUUUCUGGUGUUUGAGUAUGUAGUGUAUGUAUGUAUUAUAUAUGAUCUGAUCUGAUAGCAGCAAUCAAUUAUCUAUCAUUACUCCCCUAUCACUGCUUCGCAGAUAUAUCAUAUAAAACAAGAUAUCUACAAAGCUCCAGCAGCCUCCAACAACCCCUUCAGCUCGGCACCCUUCUUGCUCUGCAAGUCCGAGUUUCCACCAAUGUGCUUCUGGUUAAUGUAGAUGUUGGGGACGGUGCGCUGGUUGGAGAUUUC
Molecule: messenger RNA, 4027 nt
Organism: Aspergillus eucalypticola CBS 122712
Lineage: Eukaryota; Fungi; Ascomycota; Eurotiomycetes; Eurotiales; Aspergillaceae
Product: putative alpha-L-rhamnosidase B
Exons: 4
Coding region: 206-3727 (1173 amino acids)
Biological process (GO): carbohydrate metabolic process
Molecular function (GO): intramolecular lyase activity
Source: RefSeq, a predicted model, not a curated record